Messenger RNA from Opisthorchis viverrini, 1620 nucleotides. RefSeq lists its product as hypothetical. The record is from RefSeq and is a predicted model, not a curated record. Gene Ontology annotation, cellular component: cytosol. Gene Ontology annotation, biological process: TOR signaling. The coding region runs from base 1 to 1401 and encodes 466 amino acids. The transcript is spliced from 9 exons. NCBI's taxonomy places the organism in Eukaryota, Metazoa, Platyhelminthes, Trematoda, Opisthorchiida, Opisthorchiidae.
AUGUUCGUAGAUGAACCGACCAACGCCAUCCAGUUCAUUGUUAUGGACUUUGCACCUACAAAGUGUAAGGUCAUGCUCCUGUACAUGCAUUCACUGGACACUGCGAUUCAGGGAAAGGCACUGGAAGUUGUGGAGCGUUUCACGUACCUUGGAAUUUGCAUUAGGUCUGAUUAUAGUGUGACAGAUGCGGUCGCGUUCGCUAAUUUGAGCUACCUAUGGCGUGAAAGUAGUAUAUCCCAGAAUCUCAGUGGAAGUGCGUAUCAGGCAACAGUGUGGGUUGUUUCGUUGUAUGGCUGUGAGAUUUGGCCAGUUCGAGCAGCGGAUUUGAGAUGUCUUCAGGUGUUCCACAGUCGAUGUCUCAGGACCAUAGCUUGUAUGGGUUGGUGUCAGAUAAUACGAAAUCUGCCAAUUAGAAUAGUUGUUUUCGUGCCCACUUCAAACUGGCGGAAUCAGAGAGUUGGCCAACCUUUGACCUGGCAAAGGGGUAUGAAAGAGAUUACGAAAUGUUUGCGUAAUGUCGGUGCUACUCGCCUUCCAGGAUGGGGACCACGUGAUCCCCACUGCGCCUGGUUGGGGACAGUACAAGAUAUGACUGCUAAUCCAUGUCGAUGGCGUUCUUAUUGUCACUUUCUGUCCAGGUUGCCUGAGUAUGUGUUUGGAGAGUACUCAUUUGACUGUUGGCACAUAGCUCUUGUAGAGCACCACAUUCUCAAAUCGGUCGGCCCCGAGCGAGAGGCUUUCGAACGUCAGCUCCGAUUACCUAACCUACCGGAGAUGAUAUUCGAUAAGAACAGACUUUGCGUGGAUUACAAAGCCGGUUUGAAACCUCGUUGUGCAAUCGAGUUCACUGCGUUAGAUGCCUUGCAACUGGUUGACGCAGAACAGAUCUCAGUUCAAGUUCCAAUAGCUAGAGCCUGGCGGGAAGCUCGCGCUAAUGCGGAAGAGCAGUUGGACCAUCCAAAGCCCUAUGAUUGGACAUUCACAACAUUAUACACAGGCACACUUCUGGGUGACUGGACCAUCGAACCAUACGAACCCGGAUUAGAUCUAGCCCUUCUCCAACGGCGUGAUCCCAUUCUGUUCUAUGCCGAGACCACACUUUACGAGGAUGAACUUGGUGACAACGGGGUGGCUAUGUUACACCUCAAGCUGCGCGCGAUGAACACCGGAUUUCUCCUUCUGCAGCGUUUCUUUUUACGUGUGGACGGUGGACUGGUACGCGUGUAUGACACGCGUCUUCAAUGGCGUAAAGGUGACAACUACCUGAUUCGGGAAGUAAAACGUUCACAAAGCUCCUCCUGGGAACCGGCGAUGACUGGGGUUACUUUGAUGGCAGCGGACGCUUUUUGUGACCAGAUACUGGAGAAACGAACAGAAAAACUGACACCUGCGAUCAGCUGAACUAGGCUAGCGAUGAAUUCCGGUGAACCCCCUGGUAGUUUGACCGAACCAUCCUCUCCUUUUUGAAACUCCUUUUAUGCUCGAGUGUUGACCUGUACAUACACUGUAGGCACUUUAUUUCUUGCAGAGUGGCUGCUUUAUCACGGAAAUUGAUUUUCUAUUUGAGCAAUGAGUUCCUUUUAGGUCCUGUCGUCAUCCGUCGUCUCAUAGGGCGUUCCU